Myotis davidii is the source of this 3818-nucleotide messenger RNA. It is a transcript of the gene CFAP69, whose product is annotated as cilia and flagella associated protein 69. Gene Ontology annotation, cellular component: non-motile cilium; sperm midpiece. The transcript has 22 exons. The record is from RefSeq and is a predicted model, not a curated record. NCBI's taxonomy places the organism in Eukaryota, Metazoa, Chordata, Mammalia, Chiroptera, Vespertilionidae. Gene Ontology annotation, biological process: positive regulation of flagellated sperm motility; olfactory behavior; response to odorant.
CCAGCUGGGAGGCGGGAGCAGAAGGCCCCGGGUGGGCUGCGGCGGCGCGGGGAAGGCGGCUCUCAGGUGGCCUUGCGUUCCCGGCGGCAGGGCCUCUUUGAGUCCCUCGGCUGCGGGCACCUUGUAGGACAGAAGAGCCGCCAUGCCUCGCCACGCCGAGUCAGCCGCGCCAACAACGGAGGCCCCGGCGACGGCCGAGGCCCAGGGCCCGCGCAGCAAAAGCAAGUCCAGCAGCCCUCGACAAAUCCCGGUGAUCGGGGUGGUGACGGAGGACGAGGACGCUCUGGGUGCUUUAAAGCCUAUGGACCUAAAUAGUAUCAUCAAACUCCUUGGAGAGACUGCUCAAGAUGAUUUAGAAGAAAAACAACUUAAAUCUGUCAAGACAUUGGUGCAGUAUUAUCAGAAUGGAUUUCCCCUAAGGGAUUUGGCACAGAUAUUUAAAAUUCUGAAUCUGUGUGCAGAAAAAAUUGAAAACCAGCCUUCUUUUCUAGAACCUGCCUAUAAUAUCAUAAAAUUAUGUGGCUUGCCAUUCUUGAAAAAGAAAGGAUCAGAUGAAAUAACAUAUGCUGAAGAUACUGCUAAAUCAAUUGCACUUCUGGGUAACUUAAUGAAAAUACCAAGUUCUGAAUUGAGGAUACAAAUUUGUAAGUGUAUUGUUGACUUUUAUCAUGCAGAACCAUCAAAGAAGCAUAUUACAGGUUACCAGCAAGCUAGCUCAGCAUAUAAGAUUCAAAUGGCUGAAGUCGGAGGAUUGGCAAAAACAAUGGUUCAGUCAUUGGCCUUGCUUGAAAAUCAACUUGUUGAGAAACUUUGGGUACUUAAAGCUCUGCAACAUCUCUCAACUUCCGAAGUUAAUUGUACUUUAAUGAUGAAAGCAUAUGCAGCCAGUGGCAUCUGUGCUCACCUCAACGACCCAGAUCCCUCGGGGCAGCUUCUGUUUCGCUCAUCAGAAAUACUUUGGAACUUACUAGAGAAAUCGUCAAAAGAAGAAAUCAUAAAACAACUUAGUAACCUGAAGUGUUUGCUAACUUUAAAGGAAGUUUUCAAACAUCUGUUUAUAAGAGGUUUUAGUGAUUAUGACCGUCAGCUUAGAAACGAUAUAUUAGUGAUCACUACAAUUAUAUCUCAAAAUCCUGAAGCACCAAUGGUUGAAUGUGGCUUUACCAGGGAUUUGAUACUAUUUGCAACCUUUAAUGAAGUUAAAAGUGAAAAUCCUUUGGUAAAAGGUCUAAAGCUUUCUAAUUCCUAUGAAGAUUUUGAGUUGAAGAAAUUGCUGUUCAAUAUACUAGUGAUCUUAUGUAAAGAUUUAACUACAGUACAGCUAUUGAUUGAUGGCAAAGUUGUUUUGGCUUUGUUCACCUACGUAAAGAAGCCUGAGAAGCACAAAAUCAUCGAGUGGUCUGCAGCACAGUAUGAAGAAUUACAGCUGCAUGCACUUGCCACUUUGUCAUCAGUGGCUCCUUUAUUAAUUAAAGAGUAUAUGUUGUGCCAGGGAAAUGCUCGAAUCCUGGCAUUUCUAGAAUGGUGUGAAAGUGAAGAAUACUUCUUCAGUCAUGGUAACAGUUUCCAUGGCACAGGCGGCCGUGGCAACAAGUUUGCCCACUUGCGUUACACUCUAAGACUCCUGAGAGCUAUGAUCUAUCUUGAGGAUGAGACUGUGAAUCAGGAUCUUUGCGAAAAGGGGACGAUUCAGCAACUCAUAGGGAUAUUUAAAUAUACAAUAAGCAAGAUUAAUGACAAGGAAGAGGCCAUUCUUUUGGAAAUUCAAUCUGAUAUAUUACUUAUUUUAUCUGCUCUUUGUGAAAAUGAUAAUUCCAGGAAGGAAAUUUUUGGAACUGAAGGAGUGGAUAUAAUUCUUCAUGUAAUAAAAACAGACCCCAAGAAGUUUCAGAGUGGAUUAGGCUAUACUGUACUUCUUUUUAGUACAUUGGACAGCAUUUGGUGAGUAUUACUGUACCGACAUUACUGUACCCACUAUGUCCUCCUGUCUCCUAAAACUUUUUCUAUACUGUACUUCUUUUUAUUGGACCAAAAAAAAUUCUGUAGUCUAAUACUGGCAAUAAUGGUUGAAUUUUGUGAUAAUCCCAAAACCCCGGUUCACGUCAAUGCUUGGCGAGGGAAGAAGGACCAAACUGCUGCCAGCCUUUUGAUUAAAUUGUGGAGAAAGGAAGAAAAAGAACUGGGAGUACUACGUGAUAAACGCGGGAUGAUUAUUGAUACAAGGAAACCUCUAUUUACUAGUUUUCAAGUGGAGCAAAAAAUCAUGCCAAUGCCUGCUAACUGCCCGACUUUUGCAAUUAUGGAUGUUUCAGAAAACAUUAGAGCAAAAAUUUAUGCUGUGUUGGGCAAACUAGAUUUUGAAAAUUUACCUGGCCUCUCUACGGAAGAUUUUGUGACCCUUUGUAUCAUACAUAGAUAUCUUGACUUUAAAAUUGGAGAAAUAUGGAAUGAAAUUUAUGAAGAAAUGAAAUUAGAAAACUUAAAACCGGUCACUACAGAUAGACGUAUUUUGCAAGCUAUUUUAAUGGCGACAGAAAACGUUGGAAAGAUGGUUGCUUCCCUGCAGUACGAGAUGGUUGAAAUCCAAGCCCGCCAGGAUGUGCAAGAUGAACAAAAAGUAUAUGCAAAAAUACAAGCCACACACAAGCAAAGAGAACUGGCUAAUAAAUCAUGGGAAAACUUCUUGGCUAGAACAUCAAAUGCUAAAACUUUAAAGAAAGCAAAAAAACUUCAGGAAAAGGCUAUCGAAUCCACUAGAUAUGGUGAACGACCAGCAAAUGCAACAUUUCACCGGACAGAUAUUAAAGGCCUUAACACAACGGUGCUCUCUGGACGGGUUGUAGCAGUGGAGAGCACUCCUGCCCGAUUAGUGGGAGGACCUCUGGCUGAUACCGAUAUUGCUCUUAAAAAACUUCCUGUUCGAGGAGGAGCCUUACAAAGGGUGAAAGCAGUAAAACCUGCAGACGAUUCAAAGAAUGUUCUCACAUAAAUGCUCUGGAGACUUUUUGAGAUACAUUCUGCAUGUAAUUUUUAGUUAAGUAUGUCUUUAUAUACAAAUGCAAAACAUAUUUUAGAAGAAAUAUUUUAGUAAAAUACUAUAAAAAAUAAAAGCAAGCACAUAUAAUUUAUUUUUAUUGAAAAUAUCAACAUAUAGCAUCAGAAGGGUGGUCAACAAUUUUUUUUGGAAAGAUUACUAAUUCUUUCAACUGAAUUUGUGAAGCAUUUUGUAUCAGUUAAGACUCAUCAGUUGCAUAUGAAUUAUUCCAACUGAUUUAAGCCCCCCCCAAAAAAGAAGGGGAAAAACUUGAAUAGAUAGACUCUGUAGCUAUCAAACCUAGGAAUAAUUAAGACUACUGGCAUUGUUGGAUCUAAGGACCGAAACUCUGGAGGUAGGACCUUCUCCUUCCCUAGCAGCCCCUGGAGUAUGUUCUCCCAGGUUCAUGUCCAGUAUAGAAAAGUGCAUGCCUGUCUCUCAACAGUCCUGCAACUGCCUCUGCAUAUUGGGGUCCCUGACUGGCUGCCUGCCCAUUCCUGAGCCAUUCACCAUGACUUUUUCCAGAUUUGAGUACUGCCUACUGCCAGAGCCAGAAGUCUGCCAACCCUACCCAAAGCAUAUGGAUGGAGUGGAGUAGGAACUCAGGAUAUUAUUAUCAUGAGUAUAUAUAAAUACUGGGCACAAAAACAUUAGCAAUGAAUAUGUUGGUCAAAGUAAAAUAAGUUAUCUCUGUUAUAAAAAGCAAAUGUUAGUCAUGAGGUAAACAAUAAAAAUAAAAAAACAGAUGGUUUUCUUUUCAUAUAUAAACAUGCAAAGCAAACUC